GCCAAAUGCUGCGGAGUUCUAGUGGUGGCCGAUUAAAUUUCAAGUGGUAGUGUUUUUGUUUUUUUUUUCUAUUUCAAUAAUUGGUAACAUGUUGCUUACAUGUGUUGUGAUAAUUUGCAGUCUUUCUUUACACGUGCAAGGAAAUAUCAUCUACACCGAAGCAAUAGAUAAUGAACUGGAUAGAAAUCAGACCGAAGAAUAUCACGUGGAAUACGUUCUUUUAGACAAACAUAACCCUUGUAAGCGAAACUGUAUUUUGGGAAGCCCACCCAUGAUCUGCAGAUACCAAUUCGAUGUUGAAUAUUACCAUACUUUGAGCAAGGCGUGUUUUGAUUGCCCUUAUAACAUAACGGACUGUUUUCGAAAAGACUGCAUACCAGGUGAUGGUACAAAAAGAGGAAUAGUCACCGUUAACAGAAAAAUACCAGGACCAGCAAUUGAGGUUUGUCAUAAUGAUACAAUCGUAGUGGAUGUUUAUAACAAAAUGACGAGCGAGGCAACAGCUAUCCACUGGCACGGGCAGCAUAUGAAAGCAACUCCUUAUAUGGAUGGGGUUCCUUAUAUUACUCAAUGUCCAAUUCUACCUGGAAACACUUUCAGAUAUACCUUUAAAGCUGACCAGCCCGGAACGCACUUUUGGCAUUCACAUAUAGGUAUGCAAAGGGCUGAUGGUUGCUAUGGUCCGUUGAUAGUGCAUGUACCAGAAGAAGAAGACCCGCAUAUUGGUUUGUACGACUAUGAUUUAACAAAUCACAUUAUGGUGAUUAUUGAUUGGGUAACUCAGCUUGGUAAUGAAGUAUUUUUAUCACAUCAUCACAAUGACGGAGAUAAUAAACCACCGACUUUGUUAAUAAAUGGAUUUGGUAGAUAUAAGGAGUUCGAAAAUGAAACUGGAGAUGGCGUUCCGUUUUUUAUGCCACCUGCUAGAUUUAAAGUUGAACAAGGUUACCGUUACCGAUUCAGAGUAAUAAAUGCUGGUUUUUUAAAUUGUCCCAUAGAGAUGACCGUAGACAAUCACACAAUAACCGUUAUUAGUUCGGAUGGAGCUGAUAUAAAACCAAAACAAGCAACUUCUUUGGUAACUUACGCAGGAGAAAGAUUUGAUUUUAUAUUAAACGCUGAUCAACCCAAGAAUGUUUAUUGGAUUAGAUUUAAAGGUCUCAUGGAUUGCGAUGAAAGGUUUACUAAAGCCUUUCAAGUAGCUGUUUUAGAAUACGAGAAUAAUGGUUUGGCAGCUGAUGCUACGCCUCUUGAAGAAGUUACAUAUGAAAACGCACAUGUCGAUGGUUUGCAAAUCAAUCCGCUGAAUAUUGGUACUGAAGGUAACGAUUCGUAUGUUGUAUUACCUCAACUCGAAUCGGUUGUACCAUGGGAUGAAACAUUAAAAGAAAUCCCCGAUUUCCAAUACCACAUCGCUUACGAUUUUUAUAAAUUGGAUAACAUAGAAUUUCACCGUCCUCCUUAUUAUGGGUUUUACACUGUUAAUAGCACAGAACAAAGAGUUCUAACUCCUCAGUUCAAUCACAUUUCCAUGACAAUGCCAUCUAUACCGUUAUUGCCACAACGGGAUCAGUUACCUGAUGAUGCAUUUUGUAACAAAGAAACCAUGAAGGACAGUAAUUGUACUGAUUCUCAUUGCCAAUGCCAGCAUGGAAUCCAGAUACCACUAGGAGCAGUAGCUGAAUUCAUAUUUAUCGAUGAAGGUGUAGCGUAUGACGCAAAUCAUCCUAUCCAUUUACACGGACAUGCUUUCCGCGUGGUUGCAAUGGAACGAAUUGGAGCGAACGUUACUGUUGAUAAAGUUAAACAGAGAGACGCCGAUGGACUUAUAAAGAGGAAUUUAAAGAGCGCUCCUUAUAAAGAUACUGUCACAGUACCUGACGGCGGUUAUACAAUCGUUAGAUUCAAAGCUGUGAAUCCAGGUUAUUGGUUUCUUCAUUGCCAUUUAGAAUUUCACGCUGAAAUCGGCAUGGCUCUGGUAGUUCAAGUAGGAAAUAAAAACGAGAUGUUGCCAGUUCCAAGAAACUUUCCGAAAUGUGGAAAUUAUUUACCUGAUCCUUCAGAUAAUGGUAGAAGUUUUGGAAUACGAUCUACGGGAUUAUUAAGCAAUUUAUCAACUGCUUUCAUCAUAAGUUUAUUGAUUAUUUCACUAGACAUAUGAUCCUAUUAGAACAGCUGACAAGAAAUAAUUUUUUAUCAAUUUAGAAAUAUUAAAAAAAAAUGAUUUCAUUCGGUAACUUCAAAGUGCUAUAUAUUUUUUUAAUGUUAAGUAAGUAGAGCUCAAUCUGUACGAUUAUUGUACAUAAUAUUUAUUAUAUAAGACUGAAUAGAAAAUAAGUUGUGUACAUGUGUCAAUUUGAAAAUAUUCCUUUAGUAGGUUUCAACAGAACGCGAUGCGUAAAAAGAAUGAGGUUAUUGAGGAUGUUAAAUUUUCAAAAUUACACUUUGUUCGGCAUUUUGGAUCCGACUUUUUUAAUUAAAAGGGUAAAAGGUUUGUCAUUAAAAUUAGUAUUGCGAAAAACGUGUGAAAUUCCGGAUUUAAAACUUAUAAAACAUUGUUAUUACUCGGAUUCCAGAAUUCUCAUUUAAUGUAAAUACAUUUGAAUACAUUGUUAUCUUAAAAUAAUGUUUGAAAGGGCAUUGAAAAUGUAUUAUGUCGAAUAUCAACAGAAAUUUGCUUUUAAGGGUGAAAUCUAACCAAGUGAUAAUAUGUGAUAAUUUAGUUUAUAAUAAUUACAAUAGAAUUUGAAUAAAAAAAUUAAGAAGACGAAAA
Molecule: messenger RNA, 2773 nt
Organism: Diorhabda sublineata
Lineage: Eukaryota; Metazoa; Arthropoda; Insecta; Coleoptera; Chrysomelidae
Gene: Mco1
Exons: 11
Coding region: 89-2161 (690 amino acids)
Biological process (GO): iron ion transport
Cellular component (GO): plasma membrane
Molecular function (GO): oxidoreductase activity; copper ion binding
Source: RefSeq, a predicted model, not a curated record